Messenger RNA from Myotis brandtii (Brandt's bat), 2643 nucleotides. RefSeq names its product leucine rich repeat containing 56 (gene LRRC56). Gene Ontology annotation, molecular function: protein binding. The record is from RefSeq and is a predicted model, not a curated record. The coding region runs from base 810 to 2207 and encodes 465 amino acids. NCBI's taxonomy places the organism in Eukaryota, Metazoa, Chordata, Mammalia, Chiroptera, Vespertilionidae. The transcript has 10 exons.
AAAAGACCAGGAGCUGGUCGGGUCCCACUGGUCAUCUCUGGGGCAGCUGGUGAAGGCUUUGUCCCAAAUGGGGGGAGGGGAGGUGUUGCUGUCAUCGCCCCACCCUCAGGCGGCAGGUUCUGCUGAGCCCUCUGACUACAGGUCCCCGCAGUGGCUUCCUGGGCAGCCCUGCGCCUCCCAGCAGCCCCACCUCCCUUUCUGGCCGCGGUGAGGGGCGGACGCUGCCACUGCCAAGCCCUCCGUCGCCCACCCUCGCUCCCACUGGAGGGUUCCUUGGACCCACCUGGGUGAUGCACCCGCCAGCACGCAGCUGGCUGCCUGAGGUCCCCCCACUUCCUGACCAACGUGGAGAAGGGUCCUAGUUGUCUGGUCACUGCAGGUGGACGGGACGCUCCCACCAGGCCCUGUCCCCAUGCCUCCCGCUGGCCUACACCUUCCCGGGGCCCCAGUCCAGCAGGCAGCUGUCACAUCGGAAGGGGUCCUUCGCAACCCCCCACCCCGGACAGCAGGACAGGGUGGGACUGGGUCUGGCCUGGCUAUGCCCAGGGAGUGCCAGGAGCAGGGCCCGGCAGGGCAGUGACCCCCAUGGCACCUUGGCUGGGCCUGGAGGUGCACCUGGCCUUGCACCUGCCCGGCACCACACACCAGGAGCCUCUCACACCAGGUGAGGCUGGGACAGGCCGGAGGGCCACCAAGGAGGGGCGCUGGGAGGGAGUGACCGCUGUCCAGUCCCCAGGGCUGAGUGCCCCUUGGCUCUGCAGAAGGCCCUGGCCCAGGUGGAGGACCUGCUGCUGGUGAGCACGCUGGAGAUGUGCGUGGAUACCCGUGAGCACAGCCUGGGCAACUUCGGGGUGCACCUGCCCAACCUCAGCCAACUGAAGUUGAACGACAGCCGCCUGGGCUCCGUGAGAGACCUGGGCACCUCCCUGGGCCGCCUGCAGGUGCUGUGGCUGGCUCGCUGUGGCCUGACUGACCUGGAUGGCAUCGGCUCCUUCCCGGCCCUGAAGGAGCUGUAUGUCUCCUACAACAACGUCUCGGACCUCAGCCCGCUCUGCCUGCUCGAGCAGCUGGAGGUGCUAGACCUAGAGGGCAACGACGUGGAGGACCUGGGGCAGGUGCGCUACCUGCAGCUGUGCCCGAGGCUGGCCGUGCUCACCUUGGAGGGCAACCUGGUGUGCCUGCGGCCAAGCCCCUCCGGCAAGGCGCCCCGGGGCUACAACUACAGGGCACAGGUGAGGGAGCUCAUCCCCCAGCUGCAGGUCCUGGACGAGAUGCCCGCCACGCAGACCCGCCUGCCCACCGCCCGGAAGCUGGACCAGGACUGGCUCCUGGUGAAGGAGGCCAUCAAGGAGGGCAGUGUCCUGGACAGCCUGCUUCCCAGGCUGGAUCAUCCCCACGGAGACCCCAUUCGAAGUUUCGGCCCUGAGCUUUCCCGGCCUGAGCUCCAGCCCCGGGCCACCAGGCCUUGGCCCCUCUCCCUGCUGGCCCCUGGGGGACCCCUGCCCGAAGCUCUGCUUCCCAAGGACACAGCCCCAGAGGAUGACACCAGCAACCUCACCCACGGCUCCGGCCACGUCCUCUGCGGAAACCCCACCAAGGGCCUUCGGGAACGUCAGCACCACUGCCAGACCUGGGUGCCCCCAGAGCAGCUGCCCCCACACAGGCCUGAAGACCUGGCCACCAGGGCCUCCGCUCCAGGGCGUGACCCUGCAGACAGCCGGGACCUCCUGCCAUUGGCUGGACUUCGGGCGUGGAGGGAACUGCAUCUACGGCGCCUGGCUUCUGGGCAGGCAGGGGCAGCAGCUCCCUGGGGCCCGCGGCGGGGCCCUGAGGAACAAGAGGACAAGACCUCCCCCAGCUCCUCAAGCCAGGUCCCAGGGCCUUCCAGGACCUCGGGCUAUAACCUGCUCCCCUCUCCCCCCAAGGUCCCCAUGCCACCUGAUUCGAGCAGCAGCUCCUGGGGGUCCAAAGACCUGCAGUUCCGGGGUCGUCGGCUCAGAGCCCUGGGUCGCUCGGGGCCUGGCCGGGGUCAGGGGCUGGCUGCAGUGGAUGCUCUGAGGUCAGCCCUGGAGGUGGACUCCGGCCCGAGUUCUCCGGCCCAAGGAUGUCCAGGCCCAAGGCCAGCACCAGACCCAGCAGCCAAACCUCCAGCCCCGUGGUGUUUGCCACACCUGAAGCCCAUCACCCCAGCCCAAUCCCACCCCUAGUGUAAACCCCACCCGCUGCCCAGCUGGCUGGACAGGACCAAGGGGACCCAGCGCCUUUGAGGCUCCUCAUAGAACCCAGAUCAUCUGGGGGGAGGUCGUGCGGGAGGAGGUGGGCCUGGCACAGAGAGGCCCCUCUUGCUGGAGAGAAGUGGGGAGUUGGGACCAGCCGGGAGGAGGCGCAGGGCCCCCACUUCUGUGGGGCAAACCUUCCCAGGCCUGGAAGAGACCCGGGGGGCGGGGGGGACCGCCCCUGGAGCUGUGUCUGGGGCCAAGCGCUCGCCUUAGGCAUUCAAGAGUGCGGCCGGGCCCCCAUCCCAGGCGGACUUGUAGGGACGGGGCGGGGACACCGGGAAACCCAGAGAAUCCUUUCGACUCCCAGGUGUACAGAAAUGCAGUUUACUUCGUAGGUGACGUUGGUUCAAUAAAUCAGCUGGCA